This is a messenger RNA of Grus americana (Whooping crane), 5304 nucleotides long. It is a transcript of the gene MID2, whose product is annotated as midline 2. Lineage: Eukaryota; Metazoa; Chordata; Aves; Gruiformes; Gruidae. The transcript has 10 exons. Bases 158 to 2221 code for a protein of 687 amino acids. The record is from RefSeq and is a predicted model, not a curated record. Gene Ontology annotation, molecular function: zinc ion binding; protein binding.
GCCGCCGCCGCCGCCUCCCGCCGCCGCCGCCGUCUCCCCCGCGCUGCCGCCGCGCCUGCAAGAUGACCGGGCAGUGGCGGAGAGGCUGCCGCAGCCCGCUGGUACCAGACCACCUUCCCUGGUUUUUGAUGCUGAAUCAGGAUCGUUUUAACUAAAGAUGGAAACACUGGAGUCAGAAUUGACCUGCCCAAUCUGCCUGGAGUUAUUCGAAGACCCUCUCUUGCUGCCGUGCGCCCACAGCCUCUGCUUCAGCUGCGCCCAUCGCGUCCUGGUGUCCAGCUGCUCCUCCAGCGAGUCCAUCGAGCCCAUCACCGCCUUCCAGUGCCCCACGUGCCGCUAUGUCAUCUCCCUCAACCACCGAGGCCUGGAGGGCCUCAAGAGGAAUGUGACCCUGCAAAACAUCAUCGACCGCUUCCAGAAGGCGUCCCUGAGCGGCCCCAACUCCCCCAGCGAGAGCCGCCGCGAGAGGACGUACCGCAACAGCCCUACCAUGUCCGUGGCCGGCGAGAGGAUCGCCUGCCAGUUCUGCGAGCAGGAUCCCCCGCGGGACGCGGUGAAGACGUGCAUCACCUGCGAGGUGUCCUACUGCGACCGCUGCCUGCGGGCCACCCACCCCAACAAGAAGCCCUUCACCAGCCACCGUCUGGUGGAGCCCGUGCCCGACGCUCACUUCCGAGGACUCACGUGCUUGGAGCACGAGAACGAGAAGGUGAACAUGUACUGUGUUGCUGACGACCAGCUCAUCUGUGCCUUAUGUAAACUGGUGGGCCGCCACCGGGACCACCAAGUGGCAUCGCUCAGCGAUCGCUUUGAGAAGCUGAAGCAAACCCUGGAGACGAAUCUCACCAACCUGGUUAAACGCAACAGCGAACUGGAAAACCAGAUGGCCAAGCUGAUACAGAUCUGCCAGCAAGUGGAGGUGAACACGGCCAUGCAUGAGGCCAAGCUGAUGGAGGAGUGUGAUGAGCUCAUGGAGAUCAUCCGCCAGCGCAAGCAGGUCAUCGCUGUCAAGAUCAAGGAGACGAAGGUGAUGAAGCUGCGGAAGCUGGCCCAGCAGGUCGCUAACUGCCGGCAGUGUCUCGAGCGCUCGACGGUCCUCAUCAACCAGGCAGAGCACAUCCUGAAGGAGAACGACCACGCGCGGUUCCUGCAGACAGCCAGGAACGUGGCCGAGAGGGUCGCCAUGGCAACUGCAUCCUCUCAAGUCCUGAUACCAGAUAUCAAUUUUAAUGACGCCUUUGAAAACUUUGCUUUAGAUUUUUCCAGAGAGAAGAAGCUGCUGGAAGGGCUGGAUUAUCUCACCGCGCCCAACCCACCAUCUGUCCGAGAGGAGCUUUGCACGGCCUCCCACGACACCAUCACCGUCCACUGGAUCUCGGAGGACGAGUUCAGCGUCAGCUCCUAUGAGCUACAGUACACCAUCUUCACCGGCCAAGCCAACUUCAUCAGUCUCUACAACUCCAUGGACAGCUGGAUGAUCGUCCCCAACAUCAAGCAGAACCACUACACGGUGCACGGGCUCCAGAGCGGCACCCGCUACAUCUUCCUCGUGAAGGCCAUAAACCAGGCGGGCAGCCGGAACAGCGAGCCCGCCCGGCUCAAGACAAACAGUCAGCCUUUUAAGCUAGACCCCAAGAUGGCUCACAAGAAGUUGAAGAUCUCCAAUGACGGGCUGCAGAUGGAGAAGGACGAGAGCUCCUUGAAGAAGAGCCACACGCCCGAGAGGUUCAGUGGGACAGGAUGCUACGGCGCGGCAGGCAACGUCUUCAUUGACAGCGGCUGCCACUACUGGGAGGUGGUGGUGGGAUCCUCGACCUGGUACGCCAUCGGCGUGGCUUACAAGUCAGCCCCCAAGAACGAGUGGAUCGGGAAGAACUCCUCGUCUUGGGUCUUCUCCCGCUGCAACAACAACUUCGUGGUGAGGCACAACAACAAGGAGAUGCUGGUGGAGGUCCACCCGCAGAUGAAGCGCCUCGGCGUCCUCCUGGAUUACGACAACAAUGCGCUCUCCUUCUACGACCCAGCCAACUCCCUCCACCUCCACACCUUCGAAGUCUCCUUCAUCCUACCGGUGUGUCCGACCUUCACCAUCUGGAACAAAUCCUUGAUGAUCCUCUCGGGUCUGCCCGCCCCGGACUUCAUCGAUUACCCAGAGCAGCAGGAGUGUAACUGCAGGCCCCAGGAGUCCCCGUACGUAUCAGGGAUGAAAGCCUGUCACUAGGCUGCCCUAGCCCUGCGCGUGCCCCGCGGUGGCACCGGCAAUGCUGGCGGGUGCCAGCGGUCGGAGUCGGCCGACGGGAGCCUGCUGGCAGCCGUGCCGGAGAGCCGCCGCGCAGCCGUAACGCUCCAGCAAGCGAGCGCCUUCCCACCCACACGCAGCUCAAUUUUAUUUUUUUUUAAGGGGAAAGAGGAAGAACCUCUAACCGCGGCUGAAAAUAAACUCCUGUUGGCGAGCUCCGCUUGUGUGCGAGUGCGGCUUGUGCAACUCCUUGGUGGUGUGCUCCGAUCUCUCCCGAAGCGGAUUGUCACCUGGAUGGUUCUGUCUUCCCUUGGGGGCUGGAAAGGCCGGGGCAGGUUUUUCGGGGUGACCUUGUGAGGGGCUGCUGUGGUCAGGGGGUCGUCUCGCACGUCCCCGCAAGGUGCAGGUUGGAGCAGGAGGGCUUGGCUUUCUGGUGCCCGCUGGGGGCUUGUCUCGAGAGCCAGGUGGGACCUGAGCAUCGUCUUCUGGAAAGGACUUUCUGUUUGGCUGAAGUUUGGCAGCUUCUCUGGUGUGGUAGAUAAUUGCAUGGACCCCUCGUGCUCGGCGAGCGCCGGCGUAGGUGAUGUGGUGGGUGGUGGUGGCGGUGUGGUGGAUGGUCUGCGAGAGCGAAGGCGGUGCUGAGGACGGUCCUGCUGCCUCUCCCGGCCACGUGCGUGCUGCUGCUGGCCGUGUUCCCUGUGCUUGCCUGGGUUUGCAGUCCCACGGUGGAGGGCAGCCAGCCGCAGACCCCCGCCCCACCACGUCUGCUCCUUCGGGAGCUCACCGGGAGUCAGGGAGGACCCCCCCUUAAGGAGUAAGCCGAGGUGCAUCUCGCCCCCGGCACAGAGGUUUGGCAGAUGCUCCUUCCCCACGCGGGGUCCGGCUGGUUGUGCCCCGCCGCGUGCGGCUGCGUGUACACCUCCGUUGGUUUCGUGUUGGGUGUCCCUGCAGAAAAAACACAUCUCCCCGUGCUGAGCAGAGGGUCAAGUCCUGCCCAAAGACCGUCUCUGUGCUUUAUGACCCAAUAUCUCGCUUUAUGACCCCAAAUCUUGGCUCUUGGCUUGUUCUCCACCACGGUGGUGUGAGUGCGGAGCUGUCCUGUUUGCUCUGUGGUAAAGGAUCGAAUCCAUCCUAGGGGCUCCGGCCCCUGGUUACUGGGAGCGCUUCGGCUGCCACCAGUGCUCCCAGUAACCACGAGCACCAAGUCCCCUGGCCAAGCCUCAGUUUCCAUGUUUGCUUAAAAGCCCGGAGGAGCUGGGCUGGGCACACCGGUCCCCGUGUCGCAGGGAGCAAAGACCCAGCGUGGGCACCUGCAGCCAGGGUCCGCGGCACGACUCGGGGCAGGUGGGCGUGCCGAUGUCCACGUCGCACCGUCGGCAGGCGACACGGCGUGGCGGGGAUGCCGGGGGCAGCACGGUGGCCCACGAUGGGCCGGUGCUUGAGCUUUGGUCCGUGAUGUUUGAAAACUCUUUUUACUCCUCUGGACGUGGUGCUGUCAGAGGCCUCGGUGGCGUUGCGUGGGGACUGUCAGGCUGAGACCUCCUGAGAGCUCUGCCAGCCUUUGCUUUUCGGUUUUUGGACCUUGCUGAUAGGGAACUACCUCAAAGCCCAGCCUCAGGGGGGGUAGGUGGCCGGUUGGGACAGGGCGACAGCGGCUCGUCCCACACGGGCUGCAGGAGUGGCUGGUUGACAUUGGCCAGUUGGCCCUGUCCAAAAGCGAGUGCUCCCUGCCAGCGACCCGGCCCGGGGGACGCUCAUCAUUAAGUCUGGCGGUGGCAGCUGCCGGGCGAUAGCUUUGUCCAGGGAGAGCGGGUAUAAAGAGCCCGUUUCCCAGCACAGCAUCCCUCCGCUUCACCUGGGUGACAUUUCUGGUGACUGGCUGCCUGACGCUGUGGGAAGGGAGGCUGGUGUCACCCGCGGGGAAGGGAUCUGCCACCCGCACUGCCAAGCGGACGCCGGUUUUGCCUCCGGUCCAGGCUGCCUUCCCGUGGUGCUUGGCAGGGGCUCAUGGCGGGUGGUGCAUCCCUCCCGAGCGGACAGGGUGGGUUUAUUUGCUGCUUCUGCCCCCAGCGCACGCGAGCGCCGGGUUGGGGACGCGGCAGGGUCGCGUCCGCCGUUCCCUGCAGCUCAGCGCACAAACACAAUGCAUUUUAGGAGGCUCAGUUGCCAUUUUCAGUUGGAUGUUUUUUCAAAGCCGCGUGGGGCUGUCAUUAAAGUCUUUUCCCCGUGUGCCGGUCCCACCUGGGGCUGCUCAGAGUGUCACCCUCAAACAGACGCCCAAGCACCGGAGCUGGAUUUUAGCGUUUGCGACCCAGGUGCCAAGCCUCCCGCCGGCCCCCGCCCCGCUUGGACCGGCCCAGCUGCGGGAGGACUCGGCGCAUCCCCGACUCAGAGCACACGAGCCAUGAAUGUGACAUUUGCACCGAUGAAAUUGCACUAAUCGUGGCGGGAUCCCCCUGCCCCCCGCUCGCGUCUCGUCCCCCGGCCAGGCAGGAGGACGAAGCGGGGGGGUUCGCGUGCCCAGGGGAGCCCCGCACCCCGGCAAGGCGCUCCUGGGGCUGGGAGCCCUUUUCGGGGCACCCACGUUUCCCUCCCCCGGUUUUGGAGCAGCCAGACCCACCGAGUGCUGCCCGGGAGGGGACCCGGGGGGGGGACACGGGACGGGACCCCCGACCCUCGCUGCCGCUUGGCGCCUUUGCCCCCAGCCCCUGAGCGAGCGAUCCCAUUGGUUAAAACCGCCCGGGAGAUGAUGACGCGGCACUGGUUUCAGCCAAUCCGAGCCCCGCCAGGCUCUGCACCCUGGGUUAUGAAUGAACGCUUUUCCCACGGCCCCCGCGGGGGCAGGACGCGGGUGGGGGGGGCCGGGGCUGGGUGCUGCUGCUGGCUCCUCUGCUCCCGGUGACUCCGUUGGAUAGACUUGGGAUGUGGUGAACUCCCGGUUACCGUGCGACCCGCCAGACUCUCCUCUUCCACAUGUAACAUACUGGUUCCGUUCUGGUUUGGGGGAGGGUUGUUCUUCCUGUUAUGUUUUUUCCCUUUUCUGUUGGGUUUUUUUUGCAACUUCU